Messenger RNA from Nicotiana tabacum (common tobacco), 1727 nucleotides. Its product is annotated as putative serine/threonine-protein kinase PBL3. Gene Ontology annotation, biological process: protein phosphorylation. NCBI's taxonomy places the organism in Eukaryota, Viridiplantae, Streptophyta, Magnoliopsida, Solanales, Solanaceae. The record is from RefSeq and is a predicted model, not a curated record. Gene Ontology annotation, molecular function: protein kinase activity; ATP binding.
UUUCUCUGUGUCUUCACAUUCUCUUCCUUUAUAUAGAAUCAAAUUUUCGUCUAGCUUUCCCAUUUACCAACUAUUACCCCUUUCCUUUUUUUUUUUAUUUUUUCCUUUUUUUUUUCUUCCAUUGAAACAUAUCGACCUAUAUUUCUUGAUAUUCGAAGUAUUUAAGGAAAGUCUGAUUUUUUUCAGACUUGUUUUUGGUCUGUAUAUUUUUUCAGAUUGUUGUCUGAUGGGUAAUUGUUUAGGUUCAUCAGCUAGAGUUGAUACCACUCUCAGUUCUCAAAACAUUUCUGCUUCUGGAGCCUCUAGGAUUCCCAGCAGAACCAGCAAUUCCUCUGUUUUAUCAAGUCUAAGUAUUCCAUCUUAUAGUCGGAAAAGCAGUGUUGAUACACUUUCUACUCCAAGAUCUGAAGGCGAAAUUUUGUUUUCCCCCAAUGUUAAGUCCUUCUCAUUUAAUGAUUUGAAAAAUGCAACAAGGAACUUUAGACCUGACAGUCUUCUUGGCGAAGGAGGUUUUGGUUAUGUUUUCAAAGGAUGGAUUGAUGAACACACUUUUACUGCUGCAAAGCCUGGUUCUGGAAUGGUCAUUGCGGUCAAGAAGCUGAAGCCAGAGGGUUUUCAGGGUCACAAGGAGUGGGUGACUGAAGUUAAUUACCUUGGGCAACUUCGUCAUCCAAACCUGGUUAAACUCAUUGGGUAUUGUAUAGAGGGAGACGACCGACUAUUGGUGUAUGAGUUCAUGCCUAAAGGAAGCUUGGAGAACCAUUUAUUUAGAAGAGGGCCUCAGCCUCUGACUUGGUCAACAAGAAUUAAGGUGGCUAUUGGUGCUGCGAGAGGCCUUGCUUUCUUACAUGACGCUAAAGAACAAGUUAUAUAUCGGGAUUUUAAGGCUUCUAAUAUUCUUCUAGAUGCGGAAUUUAAUGCAAAGUUGUCUGAUUUUGGUUUGGCCAAGGCAGGCCCAACUGGUGAUCGCACUCAUGUAUCCACUCAAGUGAUUGGUACACAGGGCUAUGCUGCUCCAGAAUAUGUUGCUACAGGUCGAUUGACUUCAAGAAGUGAUGUAUAUAGCUUCGGGGUUGUAUUGCUUGAACUAUUAUCAGGACGUCGUGCUCUUGAUAAAACAAAGGUUGGUGUAGAGCAAAAUCUUGUGGAUUGGGCAAAGCCAUAUCUAGGGGACAAGAGGAAGUUGUUUCGAAUUAUGGACACCAAACUAGGGGGCCAGUAUCCUCAGAAAGGAGCAUAUACAGCUGCUAACCUUGCUUGGCAAUGUCUAAGCAAUGAGCCGAAGCUAAGGCCACGUAUGUCUGAGGUGUUGGCUUCUCUUGAAGAGCUUCAAGCACCGAAAGGUGCUACCAAAGUCUCUCGGAUUGAGCAUCGAACCACUUCCAGCUCUGUUCCAGUUUCUCCAUUUAGACAUCGUUCAUCACUCAGCAUGACACCCUCUGCCUCUCCAUUACAGGCCUAUCACAAGUCGCCACGUGGAAGGUGACUCCAAGAGAAUAAACUUGUAUUUGGUUGUCAUUGUAAAUGUUUCCUAUAUGUAACAAAUUUUGUUGGCUAGAUGCAUUCACAUGUAUAAUUAGCAGGUUGUUCCAUGUAAAAUGUCUGUGACCUACUGAUCGAUAGAGUUAGCUCUUGGCUGUGACGGGUCUUGUUUUCAAUGUGGCAUAUCACCUUCUCUGUCAACAUGGAACUAUGCAAACAUUAUGAGUUUGUUUCUUGAUUUAUUA